This is a messenger RNA of Zingiber officinale, 1048 nucleotides long. RefSeq names its product protein LAX PANICLE 2-like. Bases 265 to 858 code for a protein of 197 amino acids. Gene Ontology annotation, biological process: multicellular organism development. The transcript has 4 exons. The record is from RefSeq and is a predicted model, not a curated record. Lineage: Eukaryota; Viridiplantae; Streptophyta; Magnoliopsida; Zingiberales; Zingiberaceae.
UGAAAAUCCCUUAAUUAGUACGGGUCCACUUAAAAUAAGAUAGUACUUAAUGAAAUUGGAAAAUUUCUCCGUUGCCAAUAAAACGCCAAGGAAGAAAUAACCCAGCGGUAAUCACACCGCAUUCUCUUAACCACCGCCAUGCACCGCCAUGAGGUGGAACUCCUCCUCCUCCUCCUCCUGAGUCUUCCUGCAGGAUUGCGAUUCACGGAGACGACGAUGAUCCACCACCGACGCCAGGAGGAAAGCUGACCGAUCGACUCCUCCAUGGAUGAAGCGCCACAGCGGCUACCAGAACAAGAAAUAACUGAAGCGGAAAAAGGAGAAGACGACGACGACGCCGAUUGGCUCCAACUGCGCCUCGCCAGGACCCCGCCGCCUGCAGCACUAGAAGGGAGAAGAAGUACUCCACAGACGCCGGCAACGACAGAGCUCCCUUUGCUCGACGGCGGCGGCCCGUCGUCUUCAUCGAAGGCCGUCGAGCCUCCGAUGAGGGUGGUCAGUCCGGCGAGAAGUCCAGCCGGCCUUUGGUUCAUGCUGCAGGUCGACCGAACUCGAGGAGAUCAACACCCUCCAUUGCCUCAGAUCGCGAAGAGCUACCUGAGAAUAAGGGACGGUGGAAUGACAGUGAGACUGCUCAUGAAGUACAUAGUUAACAAGCUACGUCUAAACGUAGAGGAGGAAGCUGAGGUGGAGAUUACAUGUAGAAACCAAGUGCUUCAUCCCUCAUCGACACUUCAAUAUGUCCGUGAUAAUAUAUGGCGUGCCAGAGAGGCUGUGCUAAUACUUCCUGACUCGCCAAACAUUGACCAUGUCAUGAGACUGUUGUACAGGAGAAGAACAUCAGGAAUGACCAGAUGAAUGUAAUGUGAGUAAACAAUCUAUUAAUUGCUACUUGUAAAUUGAGGGACGUCAAUUCUUUCUCAUUUAAUUUGUUGGGCUCCACCAAAGGGUUGAUGCUCAUAUAAGAAAUUUUAUCAUCUCCAAAUUGAUGGAUAACUCUACACUUGCCGUUAAAUUUAAUGCUGUUGGAUAUUGAGACCUGAAAUUC